CUUCAAAUUUAUGGAGUUAUACUAAACUCAAAAUCUUCAACUUCCCCUUGCCUAUAUUAAGGACACUGUCUACCUCAGACGGCUUACUCUUUUCCUCUCUAAUGAACAACUCCAUCACCAUCACUACUGCUGCCGCAGCCACAGCCGCCGGAGCUACCGUCAAACGCCAGAAAAAACUUGACCAAUAUCAUGAGUAUCAGUGCUUGAUUCCUGGACUUCCUGAUGAUAUAGCUCAAAUUUGUCUCUGUCAUGUUCAACCUUCGGCACUUUACUCCGUUUGCCAUUCAUGGCGCCGGCUUGUUUAUUCUCCUUCGUUUAGUCCCUUUUUAUCUAUCUAUUCCCUACUGAAGCCAUCUAAAUCUGAGGAGAAUUCUGUUGAGUUCGCGAAUUUCGAUCCGAUUUCAGCAAAAUGGAACUUACUUCCUCCGCCGCCGCUUAAUCCACCUCUCCGCCUCCUUCUCCGUCACCGUUCGUUCAUCUCCCGCCACCUUCCGAUUCAAUCGGUGAGCGUUUCCGGCAAAUUUAUACUCCUCGCCGCGACGACUGACCCUUUGUUGCCGGCUUUAUCUCGGCCUCUUGUUUUCAAUCCGCUCACACGCAAAUGGACAUCCGGUCCCCGAUUCGCAAAUCCAAGACGUUGGUGCGCUACCGGCGUGUCGCGCGGCAUGGUGUACGUUGCGAGUGGGAUUGGGUCAAAAUAUAACCCCGAGGUAGCUCGAUCAGUUGAGAAGUGGGACCUGAAAAGUAACUGCACCGAGUACAACUGUAACCAUCGCGAUAAAAACAAGGGCUGGAAAUGGGAGAAAAUGAGUGGUCUCAAGGAUGGGAAAUUCAGUAGGGAAGCGAUUGAAGCAGUAGGAUGGAGGGGGAAGCUGUGUAUGGUGAACGUGAAAGGCGAUGCCACGAAAGAAGGAAUAAUCUACGACGUCGGAAGCGACACGUGGCAGGAGAUGCCGGAGGGGAUGUUAAUGGGAUGGAGAGGUCCGGCGGCGGCGAUGGAGGAGGAAAUUAUUUAUACGGUGGAUGAAUCUAAAGGAGCAUUGAGGAAGUAUGAUCCUGGAAGUGAUAGUUGGAUUAUGAUUUUGGAGAAUGAGAUACUUAGAGGUGCACAACAUAUGGCUGCUGCCGGCGGUAGAGUGUGCGUGGUUAGUGGAGGCGGUGAUGGGAUAGUGGUGGUAGAUGUGGUGGCUGAGCUGCCGAGUUUGGUGGUGGUGGAAACUCCGUUGGGGUUUCAGGUUAUGGACGUACAUAUUUUGCCAAGGAUGAACCAAUUGGAUUCUGAAUCACGAGAAAAUUGAGUUCGACAAAUAAAUUUUCAAUUUUAAAAAAAGGUGAUAAUUUUGAUUUAUCAAAGUCAAAUCUUUUACAAAAAUGUCCUUGUGUUGGUGAAUGUUAUAGACAUUUUAGGUCAAUAGAUAAAUAAGAAACAUUUUAAUACCAUUUUCAAUUGUUCAAAUACAUUUAAAACUCUUUUCCGUUAACUAAAUUAUUAACACAAAUAUACUAUUAAACAAAAUAUUGAGUUCGAAUCAAACUCACAUGUGGGCUACUAUCUCUGCCAAUAAUAUCAUCAUGCUAUGUAUUACAUCGUCAUUAGUUAGCUCUUCUAUAAUUAGACCAUACGAAGCAUGAUGUAAAACCGCAAUCAUAAAACAAACGAUUUUGUAUAUUCCGCGUAUGUUCUCACACUAGCAAUUGCUCAUUCAUAUGUACUUCUUUCUAAAUUCACUUAUGCUGACAUAAGCGCUUAUUUUUUUUUCUGUGAUACCAUUACAGUAUAUUACAAUAUAUAAAUAUACUCUGAUGAUAUCAAAGAGUAAUUAAGGAAUGUAUUUAUUGAAGGACUGUUUCUUCCUCAUUGAUACAUCAAAGUACCCUGAGCAAU
Molecule: messenger RNA, 1885 nt
Organism: Solanum dulcamara
Lineage: Eukaryota; Viridiplantae; Streptophyta; Magnoliopsida; Solanales; Solanaceae
Product: F-box/kelch-repeat protein SKIP25-like
Exons: 1
Coding region: 102-1298 (398 amino acids)
Molecular function (GO): protein binding
Source: RefSeq, a predicted model, not a curated record